Molecule: messenger RNA, 1482 nt
Organism: Plasmodium reichenowi
Lineage: Eukaryota; Apicomplexa; Aconoidasida; Haemosporida; Plasmodiidae
Exons: 1
Coding region: 1-1482 (493 amino acids)
Source: RefSeq, a predicted model, not a curated record
AUGAAAGAUCUUGUAGGAAGGUCAAAAAAUGAAAGAAAACUUGACGGAAUUUAUAAUCGUCAGAUAAAAGAAUUAAUAAUCAAUAAACAUAAAAAUGAAAAAAGAAACAGUGACAUUUUUUUAAACUUAAGCAAACGUAGUAAGAAUGAAGAUAUUCCUUUCCCUGAAAUAUAUGAAAAGGAUAAGAAGAAAAAGUAUAUGGAUUGUUUAAAACGAAAUGUAGAAAAAAAUAAAAAAUUAGAAUGCAAAGAUAACAAUAAUAUUAUACUUGAGGGGGACAAGGAAAAAAACACAGAAGGAGAAAAUGAGUGUCGUAAUAAUAUUAAUAAUACUACUAAUAGUAAUAGUAACUCUGUUGUUACGAUAUAUAAAGGUAUAUAUAUGAUCAUUUAUAAACAUAUUUAUUCAAAAAAUAAAUUUUCCAAAAGCCUUACGAUUUUUAUUAACCUUUGUAUUAAUUAUAUGAAUAAUUAUAAUAAAAAUAUAUUUUUUUUUGCCUUUGAUAAAAUAAUCAAUACUUUUAAUGAGAAAUAUUUAUAUAAUGAUAACCAUGAUAUUUUAAAAAAUAAUAUUUAUACAUUUUAUAAUAAUAACGAAACACAUAUAAAAUGUAUGAUUUCUUUUUUUGAUAAAGUAAUAAAUAAAAUUAUAGAUAAUCGUUUUGUUAUAAAUUAUACAUAUGAACAAAAUGAAGAUAAUACACAAAAAAAAGAAAAUCUCCAAGAGUCAUUAAAAGGAGAUGAAAAUAUAACAAGUUUGAAAGAACAAAAUAUUCAAACAAAACAACAUAGUUCUAGGAAUGAUGAUCUAUGUGAAAAGGACAACACAACACAUUAUACAAUAGUACAUAUAACAAAAGAAGAAAAACAAUUUUUAAAAGCACUAAAAAUUAAAGUAUAUUACAUAAUUAUUCUUUUUAAGUUGAAUGAUAAUUUCAUAUUUAAUAAGCUUAUAGGAAUAUAUAGACAAAUUUUUGAGGAAAUACAAAAGGAAUAUAAUUUGUAUGAACACGACGAAACAAUACAAAAUAAUAAUAAUUAUGGUAAUAAUAAUAAUAAUAAUAAUAAUCAAGACCAUGUUAAUGACAAUGAUGAAAUCAUCAAUAAUUAUUUCCUUUUUCUUAAAGAUAAAUGGAUUCUACCAAAUGAAUAUCAAAUUUUUAAAAUCAAAAGAAAAGCUUUUGUUAAAUGUUUAUCAAAUUUAUAUCAUUUUAUAAACGUCAAAUGGGCAAAAACAUCAGUCGAAAGUUUACUACACGAUGUGUAUAUGAAAAAGUUUAUGUUUGAGACAUGUGAUCAAAUUAUUAUAGAGAAUAUUCAAUCAUCAAUCAAAACCAACUUCAAUAAAAGAACCACUAAAUUUGAAUCUUCUCAUGUUCUCUCCAUAGGAGAAUCAUUAAAUCCAGUAGUCGACGCAAGAGAAGAAAAAAUAGUUUCCAUUCAUGGGUCCCAUAUAUGGUCAAAUAAGCAAAUGGAUCGAUAA